Molecule: messenger RNA, 1710 nt
Organism: Vicugna pacos (alpaca)
Lineage: Eukaryota; Metazoa; Chordata; Mammalia; Artiodactyla; Camelidae
Source: RefSeq, a predicted model, not a curated record
CCGUUCGCGUGCGCGCAGUGCGGCAAGGCCUUCACGCAGGUGUCGCACCUGAGCCAGCACCGGCGCGUGCACACGGGCGAGCGGCCCUACGCCUGCCGGGACUGCGGCCGCGCCUUCAGCCACCGCUCGCACCUGGCGCAGCACCACCUCGUCCACACGGGCGCCCGGCCCUACAAGUGCCUGGAGUGCGGGGCCGCCUUCAGCCACGUGUCGUCCCUCACCGAGCACCAGAAGGUCCACACGGGCGAGAAGCCCUACCGCUGCGGGGACUGCGGCAAGGCCUUCAGCCAGGGCUCGUCGCUGACGCUGCACCGGCGCACGCACACGGGCGAGCGGCCCUACCCGUGCCCCGAGUGCGGCAAGGCCUUCAGCAACCGCGCCUACCUGAUCCAGCACCACAUCGUCCACACCGGCGAGAAGCCCUACGAGUGCGGCGGCUGCGGCAAGGCCUUCAGCUUCUCCUCCGCCCUCAUCCGCCACCAGAGGACGCACGCCGACAGGACGGCCGCGGGCCCCUCUGCGCAGCCGCCGCCGCCCCCGAUUGGACCCCUGAGCUCCCGCCCGGGGGGAGGAGCCUGCCGGCUGCGGCGGCCCCGGGGAGGCCGCGGGGGACCCGCCGCGGAGCGAGGGCUGAGGCGUGCCGGGCCUCGGACGGGCAGGGCCCCGCCUCAGCACUAGCGGGACGUACCCCACCAUCAUCCGGCUGCCCGCGAGGAAACCGAGGCUCCGUGACGUGCCCCAGGUUACCCCGGGAGGCGGGAGGGCCGGGACUGCACCCCGCAUCUCGCAGAACACCCCCUUGCAGCGCCCCCAUGGUUCAAGAUUUAUAAUCUUGUGACCCACAAAAGGGGACCUGAGGACAUAUCUGUGGGUCUCUGGCUGGCCCUUUGAGUGUUGAUUUUAUGACCAGGUAGGUAGGCAUUUGUCCAACACAGUUCAUUGAAUAAAAGGUUCAGCUCCUUUGGUGGAGUCGGCAUGUUAAGUAAGGGCGCAGGGUCUUAAGGAGAAAUGUGGGUCCCUAGCACUGAAACAGUGCUUCUAAAAUUAGAGAAAAAUGAGCAGAGAAAGCCACAGCAGGGAAAGUUCUAGAAGAAAAGAGCGCCUCUCCCCGACAGACCUGGGAAGGGUGAGUUCUUUUAGAGUAGACCCCAGUCUCUUUUUUUCAGGAUAAGGAAACACCUCCCUUUUCCAGCUUUCUCCCCCCCGAGUCAAAGUAUUGAUCUUAAUGGUUGUGUCCAUUAGCUGUUGUCCAGAAUGCAGUUGUCCGCUUCCCAUGCUGUGUGGUCCUGGAGGUCUGGGCCAGGCUCAUUUGGUCUUGUCUAGACUAGUUAUGCAUCUGUGGUCAGUGGUGGGCGGGAGGGGACAGGCUGGUCCAGAAGGGCUCAGCUGGGCCAACUCUGCCCUCCUGCCCUUGAGCCACAUCUUAACCUGGGUGACCUCUCAUGGCAGGAGCAGGGGUUUCAGAGAACGGGCGCACACCAGCACAGCUUCAAGCCUGAUUAUGUCAAGUCUGCUUCUAGUGCCACUGGCCACAGCAGGCCCCACAGCAGAGCCAGGGGCAGUAUAGGAAGGGCCAGCCCACCCGUGUGGCUACAGGGAAGAGUGAAAAAUGGGAAUCACUGUUGCAGUCCCCCUGCUCUUGGGGUGAGACACAAGUUCUAAUCACGCAGCAUGAGCUUAUGUAACUCACGUGGUCCACAACUUAUAAAG